Messenger RNA from Cladophialophora psammophila CBS 110553, 2298 nucleotides. RefSeq names its product pre-mRNA-splicing factor ATP-dependent RNA helicase PRP43. Gene Ontology annotation, molecular function: RNA helicase activity; RNA binding; ATP binding. NCBI's taxonomy places the organism in Eukaryota, Fungi, Ascomycota, Eurotiomycetes, Chaetothyriales, Herpotrichiellaceae. Gene Ontology annotation, cellular component: intracellular anatomical structure; spliceosomal complex. The transcript has a single exon. The record is from RefSeq and is a predicted model, not a curated record. Bases 1 to 2298 code for a protein of 765 amino acids.
AUGGCAGGCAAGCGCGCAGAGAAUCCUGACGGGAUGCCCGCGAAACGCCAGAAGACCGCUGGCGAGAUGAAUCCUAAAGACAAUCCCUACCUUGCUCAUUGGUACGACAACGGCACGAACGGCCACGCAAAUGGCUCCUCAACCCCUCCUAUUCGUAGUGACGGGCCCCUCGUAGACUUCCAGCGGCACAAGACCACCGCAGCACUAGCUCAAAAAGCCGAAGACGCCAAAGUCAACCCUUUCACAGGCCGCCCACACUCCGAUCGAUACUUCUCCAUCUUGCGGACCAGAAGAGAUCUGCCUGUCCAUGCCCAACGAGACGAAUUUCUUGAGUUGUACCAGAAAUCCCAGAUCCUGGUUUUCGUGGGCGAGACUGGUUCGGGAAAGACGACGCAAAUUCCUCAAUUUGUCCUCUACGAUGACUUGCCACAGCAAGAACGAAAACUUGUCGCUUGCACCCAACCUCGUCGAGUGGCCGCCAUGUCAGUGGCCGAGCGUGUCGCGAACGAGCUAGAUGUCAAACUUGGCGAGGAAGUGGGCUACAGUAUACGAUUUGAGGACAUGACAAGCCAAAAGACCAUACUCAAAUACAUGACGGACGGCAUGCUACUGAGAGAAGCCAUGAACGACCAUGAGCUCACCAGGUACAGCACUAUCAUCCUCGAUGAAGCCCACGAGCGGACACUAGCCACAGAUGUGUUGAUGGGUCUACUGAAAGAGGUGGUUUUGCGUAGACCAGACCUCAAAUUGAUUAUCAUGUCUGCGACCUUGGACGCUCAAAAAUUCCAGCGAUAUUUCAACGACGCGCCUUUGCUCGCCGUUCCUGGUCGAACGCAUCCUGUCGAGAUCUUCUACACCCAAGAGCCCGAGCCGGAUUACGUGGAAGCGGCAAUCAGAACUGUUUUGCAGAUACACGCCACGGAACCCGAAGGCGACAUCCUACUAUUCCUCACUGGUGAAGAAGAAAUCGAAGAUGCAUGCCGAAAGAUUUCACUAGAAGCCGACGAAAUGAUCCGCGAGGCAGAUGCAGGACCCAUGAAAGUGUACCCCCUCUAUGGCACCCUGCCUCCUGCACAGCAGCAGAAGAUCUUCGAACCCGCCCCGCCGCCGCGACGGCCUGGUGGUCGAGCGGGGCGCAAAUGCAUCGUCGCCACCAACAUUGCAGAGACGUCCCUGACCAUUGACGGGAUAGUGUAUGUGGUUGACCCUGGCUUUUCCAAACAAAAGGUGUACAAUCCACGCAUACGGGUUGAGUCGCUUCUUGUCUCACCCAUUUCCAAGGCCUCUGCUCAACAGAGAGCUGGUCGUGCCGGUCGUACUCGGCCUGGAAAGUGUUUCCGGCUGUAUACUGAGGGUGCCUUCAAGAAGGAGCUGAUUGAGCAAACUUACCCCGAGAUCCUCCGAUCCAACCUGUCGUCCACCGUCCUAGAGCUGAAGAAACUGGGGAUUGACGAUCUCGUGCACUUCGACCUGAUGGAUCCUCCUGCUCCAGAGACCUUAAUGCGAGCAUUGGAAGAGUUGAAUUAUCUCGCAUGUCUGGACGAUGAUGGAAACUUGACAACCAUGGGCAGGCUUGCGUCUGAGUACCCUCUAGAUCCAGCAUUGGCGGUCAUGCUCAUCUCUUCGCCCGAGUUCUACUGCUCGAACGAGAUCUUGAGCUUGACAGCUUUACUGUCCGUGCCUCAGAUCUUUGUGAGGCCUGCAUCGGCGCGAAAACGUGCAGACGAGAUGAAAAAUCUCUUCGCUCACCCCGAUGGCGACCAUCUGACCAUGCUCAACGUCUACCAUGCUUUCAAAGGGCCCGAGGCACAGGCUAAUCCGAGACAAUGGUGUCACGACCAUUUCCUGAGUCUCCGAGCCCUCCAGUCUGCGGAUAAUGUGCGCUUGCAACUGAAACGAAUCAUGGAGCGGGAAGAACUAGAAUUGAUGUCAACGCCGUUCGAGGACAAGAAGUAUUAUGAGAACAUCCGUCGUGCGCUCGUGUCUGGGUUUUUCAUGCAGGUGGCGAAGAAGGAAGCUAACGGCAAGACUUACACGACGGUCAAAGACAAUCAGACUGUACUUUUGCACCCGAGUACGGUCCUCGGCCAAGAGAGCGAAUGGGUGGUUUACAACGAAUUUGUGCUUACCAGCAAGAACUAUAUUCGGACAGUCACGAGUGUCCGAGGCGAGUGGCUGCUCGAUAUUGCGCCCGGUUAUUACCACAUAGACAGUUUUCCCAAAGGCGAGGUCAAGACGGCGCUUCAGAGGAUUGCAGAGAGGGUGGCUCGGCGGCAAAAGAUGAAAGGCGGACGAUAA